Molecule: messenger RNA, 3862 nt
Organism: Hevea brasiliensis (rubber tree)
Lineage: Eukaryota; Viridiplantae; Streptophyta; Magnoliopsida; Malpighiales; Euphorbiaceae
Product: protein ENHANCED DISEASE RESISTANCE 4
Exons: 5
Coding region: 743-3496 (917 amino acids)
Biological process (GO): regulation of defense response to fungus
Source: RefSeq, a predicted model, not a curated record
UUCUUCCACUCAUAUAGCAAACAGAAAAGUGGGAGUGUUCAUAGCGGAGUCCUGCAAAAAGUCGCCGAUUUACUUUACCUUUUUCGCUUCAAAGCCCAGAUUCUCUCAAUGCUGGAAAAGAUUACGACGCCGUUUGGCCAUUCCAAAACGACAUCGCUUUUAUUUUUAUUUUUAUUUUUAUUUUUAUUUUUAUUUUUUCCCGUGUUCGGAUUGGAGGGGCGCGGCCUCCCUCUUUACAGAAAGAACAAAAAAAACAGAGCAUAAACUCAGAUUUCUCAGAACACAAAACAAAACUAUCCUCGAAUAGAAUUUAAGACUCUUUCGCAAAUUCUAGGUUUAUAUCGGCACUCCCAAGAUUUUUGUCUUCUUAAAAUUUUUCCUUUCCCUGUUUGGCUGCCGAGGAAAAAAAAAACCACAUUGAAAAUACAUCAAACUCCCUUCCUCCACACUUGGCACUUGCUUCUUCUGUGCUAUUCGACCUUUCUUCUUCUUCUGAAUAAAAACUAAGUUUCAGCUGUCCAACACUUGGUUGAUCUCAUUCCUUUGCAUUUUUUUUUCCUUCCCUUCUGUGUUCUUCUGGUUUAAAAGUAACCCUCUUUCUCUGUGAAAAGGACGGUUUUGGUUUUGGGCGGCCUUGGGAAUCUUUGAAUGGUCAUUGUUUUGCUUCUUCUGGUGCGCUGUCGCUUUUUUUUUUCCGUUCUUUUUAAAUUUUUUGUAAAAGUCUUAUUUGAAUGUUUCUACAAUGGCGGAUUCCACGAAAGUGAGGCUUGUAAGGUGUCCAAAGUGUGAAAACCUUCUUCAGGAGCUCGCGGAUUACUCUGUUUAUCAGUGUGGUGGUUGUGGUGCUAUUCUUCGAGCAAAAAAUAAAGAUAGGGACACAGGUACUUCAUCACAAAAGUCGGAUGAAGCUCAGAUCGCUGGAGUAACCACUGAAUUGCAGAAUUCCUUAGAAAGGGGAGUUGUGGAGUUGAGUGAUUCUUCUGAUGUGGAUAUUAAGUCGAAUGCUGGAUCUUUGAGUUGUGAUGAAAAGAAUCCUGAGAAGAAUGGUGUAGGUGAUGGUGAUGCUGAUAGAAGUAGGAAUCUAUCUGAGGCUUUGAGUGGUAAAUUGGUAAGCGAAAAUGAUCUUGUUAUGAACAUGAACAGAGAUAAUUUGGGCAGUGCUGUGGGAAGAGAACAUGGCAAUUUGAAUUCUGAAAUCAGACAUAUGAAUAGGUCUUGGAGAUCUGGACAGAUGUCAGGCUGGGAGUGUGGGGAGAGAGGUGAAAUGGAGGGGUUUCAAAGAGUCUUGAGAACUGAGGUUGAAGGUGUGAGAUUUUCUACUUCAAACUACCCAGAUGAGGGCCCAUCUAAUUACAAUGUAGGUUCUUCCUAUGGUUAUGGAGAGCAUCACGAUGACCAUGAUUGGGCUAAUAAAGUUCAACACCUUGAAAAAGAUCGAGCAGAGCUUCUCAGGAAAUUGGAUGAGCUAAAGGAACAACUUAGUAGGUCCUAUGAUGUGGCUGAUAAAACCAACGAGAAGGUUCCUCUUAAUGCGAGGAUGGUACCACCAGAUCCUUAUGCUGGUUCUGAUACUUGGUUUCCUGGUGCUUCAUCAAUGCCUGAUAGGGCUUCGAUGCAGUUUUUUGCACCUGACAAACAUGCAGCUAGGCCUCCUUAUUUCCAUCAUCACCCUGGUCCAUUUUCAUAUACCAAUGCACAUGAAAUGGCCCUGCAUAAUUUUCAUCCUCCAAUGCACACGUCAAAUCAGAUUCCUGGGUAUGGGGAUCCAUUUGUGCCAAAAAGAGCUCCGCAUCAGUUAUCUGGACAAUGUCAACAACCCUCCCGUCAAUACUUCUCUAGACAUUUCUUUGAUACUAAUCCUAAUGCAUUUGAGCCACACACAUCCAAUGCAACAUUUCACCCGCCUUCAUGUUCUUGUUUCCAUUGUUAUGAGAGACAUCAGGGAGUCUCAGCACCAGUUCCACCCACCACUUUCUGUAAUAAAAGGUUCCCUGACGUUUCAAACAAUCCUAUGCCGUACCAUCAUGAAAACCCAGGGGCAUUUGGUCCACAUGUUCAUAAUGCCAGGACUACAAUUCCUCCUCAAUUGGAUUUUCGUGGUCCCCAAUCCCACACAAGAUGGCCAAGUGAUCCUAAGUCUGAAAUGGGUGGUUUUGCUCGCUAUCGGCCUCGGAGAGUGGUCUUAGCCAGUGGUGGUCAAUGCUGCCGUCCCAUAGUAGGUGGUGCUCCAUUUUUUAUGUGCUUUAAUUGCUUUGAACUGCUGCAAUUUCCCAAGAAAGCACUGCUUAUGGGGAAGAAUCAACAAAAGAUCAGGUGUGGUGCCUGUUCUACAGAAAUAAAUUUUGCUAUUGUAAACAAGAAACUUGUUCUUUCAGUUAACAUGGAAAUGACACAAAUUCCCACAGAGGUUGAUGAUAGCUCUACAGAGAUGCUUAAAGACAAUACUUCAUACUCUCAUGGCCAUAUGAGCAGGAUAAAUGCUAAUUUCUCUUCCGAUGAUUAUGAUAAUUCUGGUUAUGACUUCCAAGCAAUAGAUACAGAUUCAAUUGCAUUAUUAACUGGUCAGGGUUUGAACUCAAUGAAGCAUCAAGAAAUGAAUAGCUUCCAUGCUUCAUCUCCAAGUACAUCGGAGGAUGAAACUAGUCCAGAUGCUUUAAUUGCUCCAAUAGAGGUCAUCAACUCUGUUCAGCAGCCAAUUAAAGCUAUUGUAUCUCCACCACCUCCUGGUUCACCUCUUCAACAGCAUUUUGAUUAUUCUACUAACAAUAAUGUGGUGAACCGAUUUGGAAAAGGAAACCGAAGUAGUCGUUCAGAUCAAGAAAAAGUAAUAACAAGCAAAACUACCGCACGACAAAAUUCUAUGAAAGAGGCAUCUCUAGCUACUGAGAUAGAGGUCCCAUUCCAUGAGUACUCUAAUACUGGGGUGUCCCAAGAUUCUGGGGAUGCAAACAGGGAUGAUAGUCUGUUGAAAAUCAACAAAGGAGGCGAUUCAUUUUUUGCAAACAUCAUCAAGAAGAGCUUUAAGGAUUUUUCCAGAUCAAAUCAAAUAAAUGAGCAUGGUAGAAGUAAUGUUUCUGUGAAUGGCCAUCCAAUACCAGACCGUUUGGUUAAGAAGGCUGAGAAGUUAGCUGGACCAAUCCAUCCUGGACAAUAUUGGUAUGAUUUCCGAGCUGGAUUUUGGGGUGUCAUAGGUGGGCCUUGUCUUGGCAUAAUUCCUCGUUUUAUUGAAGAAUUCAAUUAUUCAAUGCCGGAAAAUUGUGCCGGUGGGAAUACCAGUGUUUUUGUAAAUGGUAGAGAACUUCACCAAAAAGAUUUGGAUCUGCUUGCUGGUAGAGGACUUCCAACUGAUAGAGACAGAUCUUACAUAAUUGAGAUCUCUGGAAGAGUCCUGGAUGAAGACACUGGUGAAGAGCUAGAUAGCCUUGGGAAGCUCGCUCCAACAGUUGAGAAGGUAAAGCAUGGGUUUGGCAUGAAAGUUCCAAAAGCAGCUGCGUAAUGAAACUGUAGGAGAUAUGAAGCUCUAAUGUGCCCUCUGGCAUGUGGUAAAAUCUUAAGCCUUCCUGUAGUGGAAUUUGAAACACCAUCUUAGCAGAUAUGUUUGAAGGAUAUGGACAGUUUUUCAGGCAUCCUGGUACAUAACGAUGCAAUGUUGGAUGGUAACCUAUUAAAUAUAAAGCUUCAUCUCUCGUCUUCUGAUUUUGUAUUGUGAUUGUUAUGUAGACAAUUGGCAGUGAUCUUGUGCUAUGUUUUGCAUUUGUGAAUGUAAUUAUUCAAUUCUUUUUCACAAUCAAACAUUUCGUUGUAUGUAGUUUGAGUUUAUCUGUAGAAUGGUAUUCAUCAAAGGUUGAAGUUAGUGAUCUAA